This is a messenger RNA of Acanthamoeba castellanii str. Neff, 1224 nucleotides long. RefSeq names its product Endonuclease/exonuclease/phosphatase family protein. The transcript has 8 exons. The record is from RefSeq and is a predicted model, not a curated record. The coding region runs from base 1 to 1224 and encodes 407 amino acids. Lineage: Eukaryota; Discosea; Longamoebia; Acanthamoebidae.
AUGAACGGAAGGAAAGUGGUAACGAGCGCUAUCAUCGUGUCGCCGCCCAAGGAUACGUGGGGACCCAUCCAAGACAUCAGGCUGAAGUUCGAUAAGGCCUACAAGCGUUGGAUGCCCCACAUCAAUCUCAUCUACCCGUUCUUCCCUCAGUCCCAGUUCGAGUCGGUGCUGCCCGAGCUCAAGGCGGGACUCGCCGGCGUGGCUCCCUUCACCGUGCGCUUCGAAACGUUUGACUACUUCGAGCACGGCGCCAGCAGCUGUACCCUCUUCCUCAAGCCCACCGUACAGCCUCCGAAUGCGCUGCGCGAGCUGCAGGCGGCGCUGGAACGCGUCUUCCCGGCGUGCAACGAACAAUCGACCAAGAGCGAGGACGGCUUCCAUGCUCACCUCACCGUAGGCCAAUUUAGGGGCAAGGCUAUGGCCGAGAGGAAGAAGGCCGAGCUGCUGCGCUCGUGGAAACCGAUCGAGUGGCGUGUGGACCACGUGCAGCUCAUUAGCAGGACAUCGACCGACCCCUUCGAGGUGAUCAACACCGUGCCGCUCGGCGUGGCCCCGACGCCGGCCCGCACUGCUCCCUCCUCGGUGUCUGCCAGCCCCGCGCGCAACCAACCUGCGCAACCCCAGCCUCAGACCCGGGCGCCCAGGCCGUCCCCUACCAGACAAUCGUCGGAGACAGGCGCCCACAAGACUCCGCCCCAGCCGGACGAAACGGAGGGCAUCGUGAUCGAGCGUCUCAAAGUGUGGAUCGCGCGCAACUCGGCGGGACCCAAGGCAAGUCUGCCCAAGACCAAGGCCAAGCUCCGCGCCGCGAUCAAGCCCAUGUGCUCCGUCAAGGCCCAGCACCUCGACGUGGACGAAGCCGUGCGACAGCUGCAGAGCGAGGGCCACUUCAGUGUGGAUGGUGCGGGAAAGAUCACGUUCCUCAAGAAGAAGGCGGCUGAGGAGAGCGACAGGUUCAGCACCAACAGCUUUGUCGCCCGCGAGUCCUAUCGCAUGGCCAACGAAACCCGCAAGGAUCCCGCCAAACUCGCGUUGGUGAGGUGCAGGGAGUGGGUGGAAGCGCCGCUCAACAAGCCCACGACGCUCGACGCGCUGAAGAACUCGCUGCGGCAGCUGUGUGUUAGUAAGGACGAGGUGGCGCCCGACGACGCCGUGAAGCUGCUCGAAGCCCACAACGUCGUCUUCAUCGACCUAGACGACAAGGUGACCUACGCCGAUAUCUAG